AGUCUUUCAUUCCUUUCACUUCUGAACUUCAUUGAUUGAAGUUCUUCCAUUCUUUCGUCACUCUUUAGAUAUUCCGCUGUGCGUGAAUCAGUACAAAAUGUCUCUUUCUAAGUUUGCGGGAGUCUUGCUGGCCUCAGCUUCCCUUGUGGCUGGACAUGGGUAUGUGUCGAGCAUCGAGGUGGACGGUACUACUUACGGUGGUUACCUGGUUGACACCUACUACUACGAGUCCGAUCCCCCGGAGCUGAUUGCCUGGUCCACGAAUGCCACGGAUGAUGGCUAUGUCUCUCCCACCCAAUACGAGAGCUCCAACAUCGUCUGCCAUCGUGGCUCCGCUCCUGGUGCACUUGAGGCUCCGGUCGCACCGGGUGGAACCGUCAAGAUGACCUGGAACACUUGGCCCGAUGACCACCAUGGGCCAGUGAUCACCUACCUGGCCAACUGCAAUGGCUCUUGCGCCGAUGUCGAUAAAACGGCUUUGCAAUUUUUUAAGAUCGAUGCUGGUGGCCUGAUCGAUGAUUCUGAGAUCCCCGGCACCUGGGCUACCGACAAGCUUAUCGACAACAACUACACCCGCAGCAUUACCAUCCCAUCUGAUAUCGAGGCUGGAAGCUAUGUUCUUCGCCACGAGAUUAUUGCCCUGCACGGUGCUGAGGACUUGGAUGGCGCCCAGAACUACCCCCAGUGCAUCAACCUGAACGUCACCGGAAGCGGCACUGCCACCCCGAGUGGAACCCUGGGAACUGCCUUGUACAAGGACACCGACCCCGGCAUCUACGUUGACAUCUGGCAGAGCAUCAGUAGUUACACCAUCCCCGGCCCGACCCUCUAUACCGCUGGCAGCACUGCCACCGCGGCUGCUGCUACGACCACCACUGCUGCAGCCACCAGCGCAUCGACGACUGAAGCCGCUGUCGUGACGUCUGCUGCCGCCUCUUCCGCUGGCACUGGAUCCCAGACCACCAUGGUCACCUCCUCUCGAUCCGGCAACGCCAGCCCUUCCGACUCGGCCUCUACCCCCACCAGCUCCACUCCCAGCGCUGCUUCCAGCUCCGCAUCUUCGGUUACCUCGGGCGUCUUGAGCGGCUCUUGCAGCCAGGAAGACUACUGGUACUGCAAUGGCGGCACGGCGUUCCAGCGCUGCGUCAAUGGCGAGUGGGAUGCGUCUCAGAGCAUGGCUACAGGCACUGAGUGCACUCCUGGAAUCUCGGAGACGCUGACUAUCGCUGCUUCUUCGAAGCGUCGCAAUGUUAGCGGUCUGCGUCGUCGUCGCUUGUAA
Molecule: messenger RNA, 1279 nt
Organism: Aspergillus costaricaensis CBS 115574
Lineage: Eukaryota; Fungi; Ascomycota; Eurotiomycetes; Eurotiales; Aspergillaceae
Product: lytic polysaccharide monooxygenase auxiliary activity family 9 protein
Exons: 2
Coding region: 98-1279 (393 amino acids)
Source: RefSeq, a predicted model, not a curated record